This is a messenger RNA of Hyposmocoma kahamanoa, 3180 nucleotides long. RefSeq lists its product as uncharacterized. Gene Ontology annotation, molecular function: ATP-dependent chromatin remodeler activity; ATP binding. NCBI's taxonomy places the organism in Eukaryota, Metazoa, Arthropoda, Insecta, Lepidoptera, Cosmopterigidae. The coding region runs from base 280 to 1908 and encodes 542 amino acids. The transcript is spliced from 6 exons. The record is from RefSeq and is a predicted model, not a curated record.
AAGUUCGUAUUAGAUGUAUAUCUUAGUUUUUUUAAGUGCAAGUCGUGUUAGAAGUAAAUUUCCAUGUUUUGGGAUCAUGUAUACAGAAACAGGCAGAUUAUGCAGGAGUUUGAAGAUGUAGAGGUGCACAAAACUAGCGUGUCUGUGUUCGUAGCUCUAUUCUAUCUGGAAAUGCUGUAUAUUUUGAUAAUGACGCUAUCAAUUCUCAAUAGAUUGAAUCAAAACUUACUUUCCUAAAUUGCUCGAUUUAACACUGCAUAUCAGUUCAGUGUUCUGAGAAUGAUAGACCGCGACUCGUACGAGCGACUCUACCUCGUCCGCGAUGACAAACAGGACAUAUACAUCGAUCUACCGCAGCUCCUGCCGCAGCACCAGCUUGACGGCAUCCGAUACCUUUACAGGCAGUUCAAGAAGAGAAACCCAGGAGUGAUCCUGAACGACCCAUCAGGCUACGGCAAAUGCCUCCAAGUGGUACUAUUCGUCCACGCCAUGCGGCCCACACUGAACAAACCCAUUCUCAUUCUGUGCGACGACAACGCCGUGCAGAACUGGAAGGAACACUUUGAGAUAUGGACCAAUUGCUUUCAUGAAGUUGCAGUUCGAACCUCGAAUCCAUUUGCAAAGAAUUCUAUCUACAUAAACAGCAAGAAAGACGGGGCCUCGUUCUCGCGGCGCACCUGGGGAAUGGUGGUGGUGCACGACAAUCACAUCGCCAAGGAAAUGCUGCAGAUAAAUUUUAACGCCGAUUACAAGAUUUGGGUCACUUCUAUGAAUUUAAAGGAAGAACUACACAAACUGUCUCUAAUUUACCAAUGGCUACACCCGAACAGCGAAAUAAAUCUUGAUAACUUCAAAACAGAGCCAAAAGAUUACUUAGACAUGCUCACUAAAUCUCUUCUGCUGGACGCCUAUUUGGAAGAUUUUCUUAUUAGAAGAAAUGACUUUUGCCCGCUUUUUGUCAAGCCUCAAGUUCAUGAAAUAAUAGAGUCACCAGUGGUGGAAUCUACAAAAGUAUCGCGUAAAAAUAAAGAUCCCACCGGGACUAAAGUGAAGAGCACCAAGAAAAGGAGAUUAGAUAACGAAGUGGCGAACCAGGAAGCUCUAGAACAAAAGGUACCCAGUAUUCAUAACAACGACACAAACACUUAUGAUGUGAGCAACGAAAUGUUUAACUUUACUAAUAACACUGAAGGUAAUUUUUGCAAAGGUACAAUGAAAUAUAUACAUGACAACAAUUUACCUGAAAACGCAUUUAAAACUGAAGAUACUGAAGAAUCGUUUACCUUAGAAUUUCAAAAUGCAGUUAAUGAAUUAGUUCAAGCAGAUAACGCUUCUCAACAUGAAGGUAACACAAAUAAUUCUGAAAUGAAUGUGAUAAUUAAUGAAGUGAAUGAUAAUAUCACAAAUUUAAAUUAUAGCCAAAGUGAUACGCAAAAGUUAAGCAAUAGUGAUGAAUUUGAUAUACCAAUGAUUGAAGUUAAUGCAGUUGUUCCUAUACAAACUUUAAAAGAUGGAAUAAGAGACAAUACAUCUACGAUUAAAAUAAAUACCUCCGCGAAGAGUGACAAAAUGAAAUAUGUAGAUGUAUCUAUCGACAGUGGAAAAGUAAAAAACCACGUCGAAGAAUGUUCAAAUAAUAAACAAAAGUCUAAUAACGUGUCCGAUACCACAGAAUCGGACGAUGAAUUGAAGGUUCCAGAAACUGUCAAAGUAGAUGAAGAUAUUAGUAUUGUACAUUGCAAACCUGGAGACAAUAAUGCAAACAACAAAAAUGCAACAAAAACUGAAGAUUCGAAUGUUCCAGAAGCAAAAAGCGAAGAAAGUGAUGACGUAGAAAGAAAACUGUUAGAAUUAGAAAAGCAAGUAUUGGAUCAGUUUAAGGGGUCAUUGUUGGACAGAAUGUUGUAAUUAUAACGUGAAAUUAGGUUAAUGAUAUGUUUAUGAACGUUAACUAAACUAACGGAUAACUCACGUAUUUAAGUCGAAUUUUUGCUCGACAUGUUUUGAACCAGUCUGUGGUUCUUAGUCAUGCGAUUCCGCGGCGGUAACUCGACCGAAACUGCGCGCCAAAGCCCUGACAGCCCGGUCACUCAGUACGGCUGCGGGUGCAGGCGGCGGCGGCGGCGGCGGCGGCGGCGAGGAACUACCCUCGUUUGUUUUAUUUUUAUUAAAGUCGUACGCAAGAUUGCACACUACACUAACAACGUCACUUUCUAAAAUCUCAUCCACACUAACCAAAGACGCAGUACCUAUAUGUCUGAGACUCAUGGUGGUUUUCUAUAAUCUGUCUUUUUUAAGAUGGAGUAAAACGACAUUUGCAGGGUUGCCUGCUUUCGUAAAAUUUGAAAUGGUCAUGUAGUAGUUAUCGACAGUUUUAUUGAUAGAUUGUGAAUGUAGGACGAAUUUUGUCAAAAAUGAUUGAAUUGUGACUGAUUACUAAUUGCAUUACUGUAUUAUUUAUUCUUAUUUUGACAGUUGGUAUAUUAUCAAAAUCAUUUUUUAUAUACACACAUUUUAAUAACGACACGUAUCUUAAACUAAAAUGAUUUUUUAAAAUAUGUCUCCUAUUUGCAUUUUUAAUACACAUACUUCUAAAUUUAAUGUAUGCAUUAAUGAAUUUUCAAAAAUCAACAAUUCAAAUGAGCCUGUGCCCAACAGUUGGACGUAUAAUGGUUCGAUGAUGAAUCAAAUUAAACAAUUUCGCCUAUUUACUUCAUCAGCGAAAGCAACGUUCUGUUGACAGAAUAUUUAUCGACUGCAAUCGCUAGUUGCUCACAAGCGGGCAACACUUGCGUAAUGAACGGUCAUUUUACUCCGUCUUCAAUAAAGGCAGACUUUAAUUAAAAAUGCUUAUGAAUCAAGUUCUUGGGUUUUCGCGAUUGUUACACAUAGGAAAUGAAACUAUUAAUCAAACUAUUAAUAUCCGGAAUUAAAUCGCGGGAAAAUUGUUUUUUUCAAACAAACCAACAUUUCGGGCCCUUUACAGGUCACAUGAGAAUUUAAUUUUUUUAUUUUUUAUUAUGUCGUCAUUGGAUAUCGAAAACGGUGUUUUGCAACAAAAUUGUGCUUAGUAAAAUACUUAAAUCGUGAAAAGCAGGGGAUUACGCUAUUUUACGAUAAUUAUAAUGCUAUUUAAAAUAGUAAAUUUGCACGACAUUAUGUUAACAUAAUGACUGUGAA